Molecule: messenger RNA, 1591 nt
Organism: Cephus cinctus (wheat stem sawfly)
Lineage: Eukaryota; Metazoa; Arthropoda; Insecta; Hymenoptera; Cephidae
Gene: Sumo
Product: small ubiquitin-related modifier 3
Exons: 4
Coding region: 496-780 (94 amino acids)
Biological process (GO): protein sumoylation
Cellular component (GO): nucleus
Molecular function (GO): protein tag activity; ubiquitin-like protein ligase binding
Source: RefSeq, a predicted model, not a curated record
AGUUAUGUACGGAUUAUAAUAGCUGUUUCAAUAUAGUUCUUUUUUUUGGAUAUGACAAACCCCCAAGUGUAGUCGGAUAUUUGAAAACAAGCUGCUAUGCGAGAAAGGCUUGAGUCUUAUUCAUUCUUGAGGUCAAGUGUCAGUCGAUGAUAUAGCUGACAGCGCCGAAAGAAUCUUAGGAGCAUCAUGGCCGCAUCCACAAGUAAGCGAUUUCGACGAAAGGAUUGACAUUGAAGAGGCACUGGAACUGCCAGUCAUUGACGUAGGAUCCGAAGCAGCUAACAUUCUAAGUACUGACUAUUCCUGAAAUUCCAAACGAACAAACGCGUCUGCGUUUUGGCUGUGUAAAUCGAAGGCGGGAUUUCCAUUGAGAGAAAACAUUUCUCUAGAAAUAAUUUAUCCGACGGGAAAAGUUCAGUGUAUAAUCUGAAUCUUGUGAAAGGGACGAUAUAUUUAUAUCAAAGUUAUAGUAAUUUCUGGAAAAAGGAGUGCAUCAUGUCGGAUGAGAAAAAGCAGGAGGCCAAAACUGAGCCUGAACAUAUAAACCUGAAAGUACUUGGUCAGGAUAAUGCUGUAGUACAAUUCAAAAUAAAGAAACACACCCCUUUGCGCAAACUUAUGAAUGCGUACUGUGACCGAGUAGGAUUAGCAAUAGCUGCUGUAAGAUUCAGAUUCGAUGGUCAGCCUAUCAAUGAAAAGGAUACACCAACGACUUUAGAAAUGGAGGAGGGUGAUACCAUAGAGGUCUACCAACAGCAAACGGGAGGUCAUGUUUGUUGAAAAGUUUGUUAAUUCUCGUUUGUGAAAGGACUAAGUGAACUCCAUAUUUCCAGUGGUUAUCCAUUAAAAUCUUACCAGGUAUUAAAUUCUUUUUUUUCCUUAUGUUUGAAAUAAUUGAGGGGAAGUAGUCACAGAAUUUUCGCUCAAGUCAAAUCAAUCUGUUAUUUAUAUAGGUAAUAAACUUUUGCAUGGCGAUUAACAGCAACUUUCUUUAUGGAGUCAAAAGUUCUACUGCUAGCCGCUAUGCAAAUUUUUAGAUUUUAAGUUUAUUAGCUGUUCAAAAUCCGAUUGAUUUGCUAAGCCACAACUUGCGAUAUUUGGCAAUUCCAAUUUCGUAAACAAUAAACAAAAUAAUAGAAGUGUCUCCUGAAAAUGUUCACACUUUCCGCGAAUAACACUCAUCUCUAAUAAUUAUUUAUUGAGUUCGCGAAAGGGUUUCUUUCGUUCGAAUUUCAAACUCAACAUUCUAGAGUUCUUAUAAGUUCCUUGUUCUGCAUCUUAUGAUGCAGUCCAUCACCACAGACAGUUGACUAAAAAUUUGCUGAUUAAGUUGCCGAAGGAGAGACGGGUGUGCGUGAUGAUAAAUAUCAAUUAUAAGUCAUACUAAUUCGUCUAAGCAAUAUUCUUUGUCAGUCAUGUCUACAAGAGGUACACACAGUGCCACUUAAUAAUUCGUAAAAAACACGGUAAUUUCUUAAAGCGUAAGGAGAUGAAGGAAAAAAGGAAGGAGGAAAAAAUAUGGAAAUUUGUGUAUAACAAUAUGUAAAGUCUACGAUUUCUCUUAAUAAAUUCCAAUUUUUUUAUAUAACAA